CCUUCGUUUGACCCCCCCUUCCUUUUUCUCUCUCUCUGUCUGUUGCAGGAUUCGGUUUCGAUUCUUUGGAAGUUUCAAACCUCGAAGUCGGAUUUAUCCACUGCGACGCCGCGCUACGAAGCCCUAGCUGAACUCGUCGUCAUUUCCAGAUACAAGGCCUUCUCAUUUUCUCGCGUGUCAAUCGCAAGUCCCGAGGAGAAAUUGCUGUAUAUGAGCUUCGGUGGGGAAUCUGCGGUUGUUAGGAUUGGCAUUGAGGACGGACGCAGCUUCGGCCAUGGCGGAGACGGAGAGUAGGUUUCGCGUGGGCUACGCCCUCCUGCCGAAGAAGCGAGAGAGCUUCAUUCAGGACUCUCUCGUCACUCUCGCCGCGUCCCGGGGCGUCGAUCUCCUGAGGAUCGACGCCGAGCGGCCGCUGGUCGAUCAGGGGCCUCUCGACUGCGUCCUCCACAAGCUGUACGGCGAGGACUGGAGGCGCCAGUUGGAGGAGUUCACCGCUGGGAACCCUAAUGCGGUGAUUUUGGAUUCGCCGCAUGCAAUCGAGAGGCUCCACAACCGCAUUUCCAUGCUCCAGGUUGUUUCUGAGCUUCGGAUUGAGAGCCAGAGCGAAUCGUUCGGUAUCCCAAACCAGAUUGUGAUUUACGACAAGGAGACGCUGUUCGAUAAGCAUGCAUGGGCGUCGCUGAAGUUCCCGGUGAUUGCGAAACCCUUGGUCGCUGACGGAAGCGCCAAAUCGCACAAAAUGGCGCUCGUGUUUAACCACGACGGGCUGAACAAGCUCAAACCACCUAUUGUGCUGCAGGAGUUUGUCAAUCACGGUGGGGUCAUCUUCAAAGUUUAUGUUGUCGGCGAGUACGUGAAAUGCGUGAAGCGCAAGUCCUUGCCUGAUGUUUCAGAGGAGAAGCUGGGGUCUCUCGAGGGGUGUUUGUCGUUCUCACAGGUGUCCAAUUUGACAACGCAUGACAAAAAUGACGAUAAGUAUUAUAGGUUGAUGCAUUUGGAGGACACCGAGAUGCCUCCUCAGAGUUUUAUAACAGAGAUCGCAAGGGGUUUGAGGCGGGCCAUGAAUUUGAAUUUGUUUAACUUCGAUGUGAUAAGGGAUGCCAGAAAUGGUCACAGAUACUUGGUUAUUGACAUUAACUAUUUCCCUGGAUAUGCGAAGAUGCCCAAUUACGAGCCUGUUUUGACUGAUUUUUUCUGCCAGUUAGCCCAAAAGGUGGGGAAGGAUCUGGCGAAGUGCUCUGGCAAGGAGGACUCUGAGAAGAGUGAGUUUGAUGUUCGAACUGUCCAGAGUUGUGACAAGGAGGUGAGGAAAAUUGUGAGUAAUACUUGCGGUAGCGAUGGGGAUGAUGGUGGCCUUCCAGUUUCUCCUCAUUCAAGCCUGGCACAGUGCGUAGAAAACCCAUGAAACGCGCACUCCUUGUUCGUUCCUUCGGUGGAUUUAUGUUGCUGGAAACAGGUCAACUUUGGAAGGCCCCUUGCUCAUUGGUGACUGAAGUUGUUCGUGCCUUUUAGAGCCUUUUGGACAGCGGUGAAUGAGUAGCCGAAUAUUGACUUCUAGUUCAAGCUUUUUGACGGUCAAAUGUGUACAUUCCUUCAAUGUUUCUCUGCAGAUAGGUGACAAACUUGACAGUUGUCUCAAGUUUUCCAAGAUGUACAGUGAUGGUUGUUUAUGGUUUCAGCAUCUUUUUCUGGUGGACAGACCUGUUGGACUUCCUAGUUGCUCAGGCUGAUAUUUUGGCAACACUUCACUCUUGCAGGUAAGGAGGUUUUGUUGAUGCAUGUUGACUCCUUGCUGAUGAUUGUGGACACCUGGAUGAUGGAUAAGAGUAAUGCUAGUUGAAGUACCUCUAACAUUAUUCUAGGGAUAAUUGCACUAUUUAUACUUUGUAGUGAGGUUCCAAUGUUGGAGAUAUCUGUCAUUUGGAACUUCAUUUGGUAAAAAUUUCGUCAUAAUUAGCUGCAGAAUUGAAAAGAUUCGAUGC
Messenger RNA from Rhodamnia argentea, 1982 nucleotides. RefSeq names its product inositol-tetrakisphosphate 1-kinase 1-like. The coding region runs from base 275 to 1405 and encodes 376 amino acids. The record is from RefSeq and is a predicted model, not a curated record. The transcript has 2 exons. Gene Ontology annotation, molecular function: ATP binding; inositol-1,3,4-trisphosphate 6-kinase activity; inositol-1,3,4-trisphosphate 5-kinase activity. Gene Ontology annotation, biological process: inositol trisphosphate metabolic process. Gene Ontology annotation, cellular component: cytoplasm. NCBI's taxonomy places the organism in Eukaryota, Viridiplantae, Streptophyta, Magnoliopsida, Myrtales, Myrtaceae.